CUCUCAUAUAUUGUUCUUAGUUAUUUUUAACGACUGUAAUCUUGAAAAUAUUUCAAUAAUUGGGAGGAGCUGUCACGCCCUUACCCCGAUGCUUAUGAUCCAGCUGGUUAGUAAGUAUUGUACAGUUUGAGUGAUCGUUGGAUGAACGAAAAAAUGAGUGAGAGCUGUAUGCAGUGUUGCUGCAUCUUGGGAUUUCUCCUAUGAUCUUAGAAUUUUCAUCUCAAUCUUUGAGUUGUCAAUUUAAAUUUACAUGAAUUUUGGGAUAUUUUGUUGAAAAAUUUUGCUGGUUUUAUGUCUCAAUUGUAAAAAUUUUCAACUAAGUUAUCGGUCUUUAAUAGCGUGAUAGAAUACACUCGCAAACCAAAUCUGACACCGAAAUUGUACUGGCAUUUGUUGAGUACUUGAGCAACAUUAAUAAUUACAAAUUGUUUGUCAAAGAUGCAGGCUAUAUAUAUCUGCCUUGAUGAAGAAUGGAACUACAAAAAAAAAACGUGCUGCUGUAUGCAUCGAGAGUGAUGCCAUACAUUUUCCAAGUAUAUAUUUUAAAAGCAAAAAGCAACAUAUUGACCAAAUGGCAGCGAAAGUUGAAGUUCUGAUGAAAUAACAUUAAAAACGAGCGCCAUUUCCUCGUAGGCGAGAGUGCAGAACAAAGCUUUUGGCGUAUCUGUUUUUUACUAUGUUUGGACUUUUGACCUGCUCCCUCCCCCCUCUUCUAUUUUACUUCUCACCCCUUCUUCCGUUGAUGGUGUAAAUUUAUUCGAGUAAAAACUUCGCGGGAAUUUCAGAGCAAACAUGGCGCCAACCAAAGAAGAUUCCCACAAUGACAGUUCCCUCGAAGUUGACCCUGUUGCUAUUCGCCGUGGCAGACGAUUGAAAAAAGAAACUGGAGCCAGCGCUGCGUUGAAGAAAAUCAAACAAUCAAGACAAACAGGAGAAAAAGUAAAAUAUGAGAUUGACGAAAUUGAAAAUGUUUAUGAUGAAGUGGAUGAAGCAGAAUAUUCCAAGGUUGUUAGGAAGCGUCAACUUCAGGAUGACUGGAUAGUAGAUGUUGAUGGUAAUGCAGAUGGAUAUGUUGAUGAUGGUCGUGAAAUAUUUGAUGAAGACCUGGAUGAAAAACCAACUAAUGCAGCUCAAAAGAAAGGGCAGAAAAAAAAGAUUAAUGUGAAAAAACCUUCAGCUCAGCCAAAGACGAUCACAAGUAUGUUUCUGAUGGGCUCAAAAUCAAAUAAACUCCAUCAGAAUAAAAGUGUUAAAAUUGAGGAUGAUGAACUGCUCAAUGGUAUACUUGAAGACAUGAGUGUGCCGAGACCUGUUAUAACUACCAAUCCUGCAAGAACUCCCAUCAGGCAUGAUGCAAGGACACCAAAGAGCACUGGUCGAAGGAGGGCGGUGCCUCGUCGAUUGCAGCCACCCACUUCAGCAUCGUAUUACAACCAAGCCUAUCACGAACCUGUCAUGCGCGCUUCACAAAUUUCGGCUUCUUUACCCCCAUUGGUUUCUCGAGCCGCUAGAGAAUGCAGAAAGAAUGGACGUCAAUCGUUGAAUGUUUUCAAACAAGAUAUGGAAGUACCUGACGAUGUGAACGAACCUAUGGAUACUGGAGUUUUUAACGGCGACGAUAAUGUUGAGGAAAAUGGAGUUACAGAUGCUGAAGAUAUUGAUGAAAGUGUAAAAGACGAGAUAAAGGCGUUUGAUGAUGUUGAUAUGCAACAGUAUAUCAUGGAUGAAUUUGGAACUGAAGAUAUGGAGGCUAUUGAUGCUGUCGAAGAAAGUGCUCUGAAAGUCGAAGUAAAGAAUGAAGAAAGCACUCAGAGAAAAAACAGAGGAGCAGCAGACCUAAACAAGACAAAAAUUCAUUUGAACGAUAUUCAACCCGGCGAAAUGUUUGAAACAAUCAAGGGACAAAUUAGUUCAAGUGCAGAAGAGAAAUUGAAAGAUAUCAACGUGGACUCCUCAUCUUUAAAUCUUUCGAAAAAUGAGAAAGGUGAACUGUUCUUUAAGUUUUAUUGGAUUGACGCCUACGAGGAUCAAUACGCACAACCCGGGACUGUCUUCCUGUUUGGAAAAGUGUGGGUGGAUACGGCAAAAUCUUAUGUCAGUUGUUGUGUCGUCGUCAAGAAUAUAGACAGGACUCUUUUCUUUCUUCCUCGUGAUACGAAAGUUGCUGCUGAUGGGUCAGAAACCGACGAGGCUGUUGAAUUUACUGAUGUAUACGAGGAAUUUAACGAAAUAGCUGACAAGUUGAAAAUCAUGAAAUUCUCUGCACGGCGUUCGACAAAAUUAUACGCGUUUGAAGUGGAAGGAGUUCCUUUUUCUUCGGAGUAUUUGGAAGUUAAAUAUUCGGCAACUGAUUCAACGUUUCCUACGGACAUUACGGGAAAAACGUUCAGUCAUGUUUUUGGCAUUAAUACGUCAAGUCUCGAGCUGUUGCUACUGCAGAGAAAAUUGAAAGGUCCUGGUUGGCUCGAGAUCAAAAUGCCCCAAAUUCCCAAUCAGCUUACAAGUUGGUGCAAAUUGGAGGCAAUUGUUAGUAAACCGGAACAUAUCAAUGUACUGACAUCCGAAAAACUAGAUCCACCUCCUCUGGUCGUGUUAAGUUUAUCAAUCAAAACAACGCUGAAUCCCAAAACACAUUUGCAAGAGAUAUUAGCUGUUUGUGGCCUGGUCCAUCAGGAUUUCCAUGUCGACAAACCAGCUCCAAAAGACCGAUAUUUUCAAGGAUAUUUUUGUGGCGUGACAAAGCCAUCCGAUUAUACGUUUCCAUAUGAUUUGAAGAAUGUUCUGAAGCAACAGGAAUUACACGUCGAAUCUUGUGCCAAUGAAAGGUCUCUUCUUGGAUUCGUCAUGGCAAAAUUGCAGAAAUAUGACGCGGAUGUAUAUGUGGGUCAUGAUAUCAGUACGUUUGAUCUAGAUGUAUUGUUGCAUAGAAUCAAUGCUUGCAAGAUCCCUAGUUGGUCACGUGUAAGUCGACUGCGAAGAAAAAUAAUGCCAAAACUGUCGUUUGGUUCCAAAAGUGGGUUUGCCGAGCGAACUGCUACGUGCGGACGUCUUGUUUGCGAUGUAAAAGUUUCAUCGCAAGAACUGAUUCGUUGUAAAAGUUACGAUCUGUCAGAAUUAACCAAAAUUGUUUUGAAGAGCAAUCGGCAAGAGAUAUCGGAAGAAGAUACCCUUGAAAUGUACAGCUCGUCAAAUGAACUCUUAUCAAUGCUGAAGUUAAUGCUGACUGACAGUCUUUACGUCUUAAGAAUAAUGUACGAAUUGAAUGUUAUGCCAUUGGCAUUGCAAAUUACGAAUAUUGCUGGAAACCUGAUGUCUAGAACACUUCUCGGUGGUCGCUCAGAAAGAAACGAAUUUCUCUUACUUCAUGCUUUUAACGAGAAGAAUUUCAUAUGUCCUGAUAAGUCGUUUGAAAAGAAACAGAAGGCAGCUCAAUCACCAACAACAAACGAUGGAAACGCCAUUUCGUCGACCAGCACAGCGAAAAAAAGUAGAAAGAAACCUGCGUAUUCAGGUGGUCUUGUUUUGGAACCAAAGCGAGGUUUUUACGAUAAGUUCGUGCUUUUGCUCGACUUCAAUAGCUUGUAUCCAUCCAUUAUUCAAGAGUAUAACAUUUGUUACACCACUGUUAAUCGAACUCCUCCCGAUGGCAUGGAAAAAGAUGACGUUGAAUCAUGGGUGGAUCUGCCUGAUUCGGAUUUAGAUCCAGGUGUUUUACCCGUGCAGAUUCGUAAACUUGUGGAGCGACGAAGAGAGGUGAAGAAAUUGAUGAAAGAAGUUAAUAUAGACUGUGAUCAAUACAUGCAAUAUGAUAUUAGACAAAAAGCAUUGAAGCUUACUGCGAACAGUAUGUAUGGAUGUCUUGGAUUUUCAAACUCGCGUUUUUAUGCAAAGCCUCUCGCAGCCCUGGUCACUAGUAAAGGAAGAGAGAUUCUGUUAAAAACCAAAGAUCUCGUUCAAGGAAUGAAUUUGGAUGUUAUAUACGGUGAUACGGACUCCAUUAUGAUCAACACAAAUACGACGGAUUUUAAGGAAGUCCUGAAACUUGGAAACAAGGUGAAGAGUGAAGUGAAUAAAUUGUAUAAACUUCUGGAAAUUGACAUCGAUGGUGUUUUCAAGUCAAUGUUACUGCUAAAGAAAAAGAAGUAUGCCGCUAUAACUGUUCAAAUGCUUGAUGAUGGAACAUUACACGAGUCCAGAGAAAUAAAAGGUCUGGAUAUUGUACGAAGAGAUUGGUGUGAACUUGCAAAGGAUGCUGGGAACUACGUUUUAGAUCAGAUUCUAUCGACUGAUGCAAGAGACACAAUCGUCGAAAACAUUGCAGAAUAUUUGAGCAAAGUUGGUGAAGACGUUCAAGGUGGACACUUGGCAUUAGAAAAGUUCGUGAUCAAUAAGCAACUAACAAAAGAUCCGAAUGACUAUCCAGACAAGAAAUCUUUACCACAUGUUCACGUCGUUUGGUGGAUGAAAAGUAAAACCAAAAAGGUCAACGUGGGGGAUACGAUUCCUUACGUCAUUUGUGAUGAUGGAUCAACAUUACCAAUGGCCCAACGUGCAUACCAUCCAGAGGAAUUCUUACGCUCUGAAACACUUAAACUGGAUAGUAAAUAUUACUUGGCCAAUCAGGUUCAUCCUGUUGUCUCUCGAUUAUGUGAUUGUAUCGAUGGAAUAGACUCAGCUCACAUUGCUAACUGCCUUGGUUUGGAUCCCUCUGGUUAUCGUACGUCUGCCUCGCACAGAGAUGAAAAUGAUGCCAUGCUUGGUGGUGAGUCUCAAAUGAGCGACGAAGAACGAUUUAAGGAUUGUGAUCCAUUUUCAAUAUCUUGUGGAAAUGAAGAAUGCAAUGAGAAGUAUGUUUAUGACUUAGCGUCUAAGGACAAAGUACGCGAUUAUUUGAGAUGCCUGAAGUGUGAGAGCGGAUUUAGAAUGAAUGCUGUUAAAAAUAGACUUACACUCUUCAUAAGAAAGAAAGUGAAGAAUUAUUAUGCGGGCUGGAUGCUGUGCGAUGAUCCAUCUUGUGGCUUGCGAACCAGAGAUGUUCUAUCGCUUCCACAACGUGGACCGCCUCCGUGCAUUUGUGAUCGUGGUCAUUUGUAUCUUGAGUACAAUGAAACAAUGCUGUACAAUCAAUUGUUGUAUUACCAGAGGCUAUUUAAAGUCGACGACAAAGUUUUCGACUUAAGGAAUGGUUCUCAGAGCUUAAAAGAGCUUAAGGAAUGGUUCUCAGGAGUUCAUGAUCACAUUGCUCACAUUAUUGAAAACAAUUCCUAUUUCGAAGUUGAUCUCUCAAAGCUGUUUAACCUCCCUGUCUUGACCCUGCUCGAGUAGUUGUUUCAAGCCUACUAUGCAGUUAUAUUUCUUUUGUUGGAUUAUCAUUUAGCUCAGAUUUUUCUCUUUUUCUGGCAUUUUUAUUAUGUUCAUAUUUGACAAUUUCGUAAUAAUUAACAUUUUAAAUAACGUUACAUUAAGAUCAGCUUUUAGUUGUACAUCUUUUGUUGGUAGAUAGUUUUGUUACGACUAUUUUUAAUAAAACAGAAAACCAUGUAAAUAGCUAGGAUGUUGUCUAAGAAUCUCGAUAACAUAGGAACUUGAAAAUGAUAUUAAAGAGAAAAUAAGUUUUGUUGAA
Messenger RNA from Xenia sp. Carnegie-2017, 5623 nucleotides. Its product is annotated as DNA polymerase alpha catalytic subunit-like. The coding region runs from base 793 to 5325 and encodes 1510 amino acids. Gene Ontology annotation, biological process: DNA replication; mitotic DNA replication initiation; lagging strand elongation. The transcript is spliced from 59 exons. Lineage: Eukaryota; Metazoa; Cnidaria; Anthozoa; Malacalcyonacea; Xeniidae. Gene Ontology annotation, cellular component: alpha DNA polymerase:primase complex. Gene Ontology annotation, molecular function: purine nucleotide binding; chromatin binding; DNA replication origin binding. The record is from RefSeq and is a predicted model, not a curated record.